ACCUCGCACAAUGUUGACAGUUACAGUACAUGUGGUAGCUCCAUAUGAGUUGCGUUGGAGACUUAAAGUAGUUUGUGGACAAAGCGUUGUGUUGUGUGCUGCUUUCCUGCAGUUGUAAUUCAUUUCUGCCGUGGCAAAGCGUUAUGUUGUGUGCUGCUGUACUGCAGUUGUAGUUCAUUUCUGCCGCCUGUGAGUGAUCUUCCAUUGAAUCGUAUAAUAGUAGAAAGAGAUGAAAAUCAGCCGACACAAGAAAGUUCAUAAAUACCUAAAUUUCUUCUGUAAUAAUUAUGGCUUCAGACAGCCCUACCAAAUUUUAAUCGACGGCACUAUAUGUUUCACAGCCCUGAAGAAUAAACUUAGCUUGAAAGAACAGUUACCAAAAUAUUUGGGUGGAGAUGUGAAGCUUCUGACAACCCCAUGUGUGAUUUUGGAAACAGAGAGACUUGGGCCAAAUCUAUAUGGUGCGAUGAUAAUUGUAAAGCAAUUCCCAGUUCAUAAUUGUACUCAUCAGACUAAACCUGUGUCUGGAGCAGCAUGCCUGGCAUCAAUGUUGAGAGACACAAAUCCAUCAAGGUAUAUGAUAGCUACACAGGAUAGAGAGUUGCAAGAAGUAGCUAGAAGAAUUCCAGGAACCCCACUCAUUUACUUGCACCAAAAGACUCCAACUUUGGAACAACCUUCUAAAGUAUCUAGUCAAGUUGCAGAAAUUAAUUCCAAGACAAGGUUUCUAAUUGGGCAGAAAGAUGAAGCAGUGUUGUCAGAUCUGAAGAAAAGAAAACUGGAUGAACCCGAAUCUGCUCCACAGAAAAAUAAACGUAAGAAAGGAGGACCUAAUCCCCUGUCUUGCAAAAAGAAGAAGAAAAAGUCUUCCAUAGCUACACAGAAACCAUCCACCUCAGAAAACAAACCAAAAAGAAAGAGAAAGAGAGUGAAAAUACCAAAACAUAUAAAAGAAAUGUUGUUACAGACAUCAGUACAAUCAUAAGAUAUUAAAAAACUAUUUAUAUA
Messenger RNA from Schistocerca serialis cubense, 1008 nucleotides. Its product is annotated as rRNA-processing protein UTP23 homolog. NCBI's taxonomy places the organism in Eukaryota, Metazoa, Arthropoda, Insecta, Orthoptera, Acrididae. Bases 230 to 985 code for a protein of 251 amino acids. The record is from RefSeq and is a predicted model, not a curated record. The transcript is spliced from 5 exons. Gene Ontology annotation, molecular function: small ribosomal subunit rRNA binding. Gene Ontology annotation, cellular component: nucleolus; small-subunit processome.